AGUCCUUUCGGCUGCAGCCGCACCUCCCCCACCACGCGGCGCUCUCCUGCGGUUCUGCAGCCCGCCGCGCGCACAAGAGCCCGCCGGGGGGCCCCCGACCGUUUGGGGAGGCCCCCCCCCUGGGCUGCUGCAGGGGCCAUGGCGGGGAUGCUGGCGCUGAUGAACAUGGACGACGGCGGCAGGCGGGUGGACAACAUGGGGUUGAAGGGCGGCGACGUUUCUCCAGAGCACGCCGCCUUCUCGUCGAUGGGGGCCAGAGCUCACAAGGACCCGGCCCCUUCGCCGCCACGCAGCGGAGGAGAUCGGCGCGGACGACAAGCGGAGGGAGCGCGACGUGUUCGGCCACGUGCCGUUCGAGCUGGAGCGCCGCGUGCCCGACGUCGGGGGGCUCGGGUGGCGCACCAAGUCCGGGCAGAUGAUCAAGAACCAGACCUUCUACUCCCAGCGCCCGAAGGUGAACAAGUGGGACGACCCCACGUUCUCGGGCGUCAACACCUGGAAAGCUUGGCAUGGCCCCAGGCUUCGCACGGACGCCGACACCAUGGAGCGGCUCGACCGGUUCGAGGCGGAGACGACGGAGUGGGAGGCGAAGAGGACGUUUGUCAACACUUCCCGCGCGGAGACCCUGGACAGGUUCUACAACCAGAAGCUCAACCGCACGCAGCGGGAGACCGCGGGCAGCUGGGCCCCGCAGCGGCGGGCGCGCCGCGAGGUGCACUCCCUCUUCGAGACCUUCGACGCCCGCCUGGACGAGCAGCCGGUGAAGGAGCUGAAGAAGGUGCUCACCUCCACCGUACUGAAGCGCGAUCGCGAGGCCAUGCGCAUGAUCGCGGCCAGGAUGCAGAACGAGGAGACCUGGAAGAAGGUCUUCACGGACAUCGAGCAGGAGCGCCGCCACGACAUCCGCGCCGACCUCCAGCUGCGCCAGGCGCACACCGACAGGCUGAUGCUGCUCUCGGGGGCCCCAGUGGCCGAGCGCAGCUCGGAGGACGUGCUGCAGCCCGCCGCCGACAACUCCUGCCUGGGAGACCGGCUCAGCCGCACCGCGAUCAAGGCGGAGCGCCCGGACGUGUCCCUCAGGUCGGACUUCCGAGGCCUCAUCCACGCAGACAACGAGCACGCCCUGGAGAUGACGAACCCUGUUCCCUGGCUCCGGGCACGAGCUCAGUGUGGAGUUCCGCGAGAGGAUCAACAGGACCACAGAGCCGGGCUGGCCGCGGCCGCCGCGGGCGGCGACGCCCGUCCACGGCGGGACGCAGGGGGCGCGCGAGCGCGGCGCGCGCUCCGAGGAGGUCGCCAUGGCCUCGAUCCCCACGUCGCCCACGAGGCUCGGGAACGUGGGCUCCCGAACGACGAGAUGUUGGCUGCGCACGCGAAGGCGCAGUUCCGGCCGACAGUGGCGCCUCCUCCGCUGGACCAGUCGAAGACGCUCCUUGGCGAGGACUGGUCCGCAUCCACCGUGCUCAGGGGCGGCGGAUCGCGGGUCACCGGGAGCUUCAGCCGCACCUCCCACGUGAACGCCAGCAGGUCCGAGGGCGACCUCCCGCCCCCGAGGAGGCGGAUGGUCUACCCCGUGCUGGCGCCCACGUCGCCGCACUCGAGGGCCCCGGUGGACGUGUCGCACAUGUCCUCCAUGACGCACACGUCGUCCCUGCACCGCAGCGCGUCCGUGCCGGCCAUGGCGGCCUCGACGAGCCGCUCGGGCAGGGCGGCGGCCGCGAGGGCGACCGCGGAGGUGUGCGGCGAGCUGGACAGCUGGGAGGCAAACACCGCCAAGGUGCCCGGCAUCAACAACUUCUUCGGGCCUCCCCGCGCGUCGCGGCACCUGAGGAGCGAGCCGUCCGGGACGUUUGCCUGAUCCUGUUCGUGGGUCUGCCGCCCCUCGCUUCCCCCCUGGGCUCGCCGCCGGCACAAGCACCGCGGGGCUUCUCACCGCCAGGAGGCGCCCCUCCUCGCUCUGUGAGCCUCCCUAGGCGGCCGGAGCGACGGGAUCCCCACCGGGGGGCCUCUGGUGCUCGCCACGUCUGCCCACGCGGGCCGGAAGCGGAGGGAGCUCCGAAAGGUGCCCCGCAGGACGCCGCUGGAUUUUAUCCCCCGGAACUGUUGCCUCUGAGUCCAUCCUUCGGCCCAAGGCCACGGACGACGGCGGGCCGGCUCGCGGGGACAAAAAGCCCUCCGGGUCCUCCCGCUCGUCCUCGUCCUCUUCGCCCGUGGCUGUGUUCUGAUCAGUGGCGUCCGCCCUGUCGCCUUCGACCGAUCUGGUCUCUUCUACAGUGCGACACGCGUGCACGCAG
Messenger RNA from Prorocentrum cordatum, 2294 nucleotides. The record is from the annotation of a GenBank genome assembly. Lineage: Eukaryota; Dinophyceae; Prorocentrales; Prorocentraceae.